This is a messenger RNA of Scomber japonicus (chub mackerel), 1466 nucleotides long. RefSeq names its product arrestin domain-containing protein 3-like. Gene Ontology annotation, cellular component: plasma membrane; cytoplasm. Gene Ontology annotation, biological process: protein transport. The record is from RefSeq and is a predicted model, not a curated record. NCBI's taxonomy places the organism in Eukaryota, Metazoa, Chordata, Actinopteri, Scombriformes, Scombridae. The transcript is spliced from 4 exons. Bases 224 to 898 code for a protein of 224 amino acids.
GGGAAAGAAAAGACACACAUGGGUCUUAAUAUCUGAAAGAAAAAGAUACAAGAUUAAAUGAAGUUUCAUGGUCAUUGUGUCCUUGCAUCCUGUCCGAUGCCCAUCACGAUAGCAUACCUCCUCUGAACCUCCUAUUUUACACCCAGGCCACAUCAAUAUGUUUCCUAUCAUGUGACUGCCAGGUUAUAUCUUGAAUCCUCCUUGUUUCUUGCAUGAAAGUUGAAUGUCUUGUCUGCAGGUUGCGUCUCAUUGUUUUUCACUUUUUGUUGUUUUGCAUCAAUGCAGAGACUUCCCGUCAACCUUCCAUGGCGUUCAUGGAAAAGUAAUGUAUUCCCUGACUGUCAGCAUCGGCAGACCCUGGCGUCUGUCCAAAGACUUUGUUACAGAGUUGAACUUUGUAAAUCGCAUUAAUACCAACCAGCCAGAGCUGCAGUCUCCACUCUCAGGCACCAACACCAUGACGGUGUGCUGCCUGUGGUGUGCCUCAGGUCCUAUCACAAUGAAAGUCACUACGGAAAAGAAAGCCUUCGUACCAGGUGAGACUGUGAGAAUAAUCGGUGUGUUAAGUAAUGGUUCAUCUCGAACAGCUACCCUAAAAGCAAAGCUGCAACAGAAGCAAACUUUCUACACCCACAACCAGGUCAACCGCAGGGUGGUUCAGAAAAGCCUGAUGUUUGUGACUGGGCAGCCUGUCAGUGCUCCAUUCUCUGGCAUGCACACUGAGAUGAUGCUCACUAUUCCCAACACAACGCCACUCACCAUCUCCAACUGCAGCAUCCUGAAGGUUGAUUACACAAUUGAGGUGAGCCUCAGUGUAAGAGCUUCCCCUGACCUCCAAGUGCUGUUUCCUAUCAUUGUUUGCGACAGCCCUGUACAGUCUCUCUCCUCAACUUCUUAGUGUAUUCGAGAAUAUCUUGAAAUGAUUCAAGAAAUGUUUACCUAUGUUGUUCAGUUUCACAACAUGCCGUAACUGCUCCGUCUACUAGGAGAGAGUUAUUACUCAGGGUUUUUGUGUCAGGCUCAGCUGGCCAGGAUGCUGAGCAUUGCCUUUUUUCACUGCUCAACACGUAAUUUGUGUUGAAACAUCACUUAUGUGGUUACAAAUGUUUUGUUUUUGUAUGUUUCAAUAUAGUAUUUAAAUGUCUCUAAUACUAUUCUGUUUAUUACUGUGUUAUUUAGUUGCUAAUUCUUAUCAUUCAAAGAUCAAAUAUGAUACAUUUGUUUUUAUAACCUGCUUGCUAUUGUAUAUGUCUCUGUGUGGUUUAACAUUUGCCAGUGCAGACAUGAUAUUCUCUUGCCUAAUUUUGUUGUGUUAUUUUAACCUCAACAGUUUUAUAUUUGAUAUUUAUUGUUUCAAAGACUGUCAAACAUGGUGUCCCCAUGUUUUCACAAGACAUAUUUGAACUUGUUACCACACUGUUUUAAAGAAAACUAUAAACAAGAUUAAACAAGAGAUUGUAUCUGUG